AACUUUUAAUUUUACAUUAUUACUUGAGAAAACUUCAAAAUGGCACGAUAUUUCAAGGAACAAGAUAUAGACGAGUUCCGUGAAUGCUUCUAUCUGUUUGCACGUUCUGGUCAGAUCACGUCCCUUGAUGAGUUGACUGUUGUGAUGCGUUCUCUGGGGAUGAGCCCGACCAUACAGGAAUUGACUGGAUACCUGAAAGGCAAGGGUGGUAAAAUGUCGUUUGCGGACUUCCUUGAAGUAAUGCACAUUCACUCCCGCGCAGAAAACCUUCCAACCGAGGUUGUAAAUGCUUUUAAAGCCGGUGACCCUGAAAAGAAAUCGUCGAUUCCUGCUAGGCAACUUCGUAACCUUCUACAGAACUGGGGUGAAGGACUUUCUGCACGCGAGGUAGACAACAUUUUCCGUGAAGCCAACGUGUCGAACAAUGGCGUUGUGCAGUACGAGGACUUUGUCAAAAUCGCGUGCGCACCAGUCCCUGACUAUUACUAGCCGUGCCUCACUAUUAAGUUCCGGGCCUAUCCCAGUAUCAUUACUUACCUCUAAUUAUAGAGCAUAUAGGACUGGAGGAGUCAUCGAUAGGCAGUCCCCUCUGUCAAGGUACAAGCAAAAAACAUCCAUCGCACAAUAAACACUACUUCCGAAUCGAUGUUUUUUCAUUUCCAUUAUCGAAUUCACCGCGUCAAGUACUCCACGAAACAUGUCGUUCUUGCGCUAUAUAAACUUGCAAAAAAAUCUCAGCUACAUCCAGUCUAGCCACGUGGAAUUACAUUUUGGAUAUACGUGAUUAAUUAGUACGUAAUGCAUAUCGACACCGUCACGUCGAUAACUUUCCGUCUCUAGUAUAUUCAUGAGAAUCGAUUUAUUUUUGUCGAUCUGUGUAUUUGUAAAAAAAAGGUAGUGUUGUCUACUUUUGUUUGUGUGUGUACUAUAGUGACACAAUUCAAUAUUGCAUUUGAGUGCACCUGUUUGCUUGUAGUACUAUCCCCCCCCUUCCCCGCCCCUCAAAAAGUGGCACAAACUUUUGUCCGAGAAAUAACGCUAAUAGCGCCUCCAAUCCUAUAUGCUCUGUACAAGGUCCACAGUUCUGCACAAUGUAAACUGACGGAAUCGUUUGUUAGUACGCUGCCGAAGUGGACCGAGUGCCGUUCAGAGCUCUUAAGUAGCAAAGAUGUGAGGGGCACUGCCGCUGCGCCUGUCAUCCUGUGACAAGUUGACAAGUUCUAUGUGCCUGUAAUUUCUCUCUCCACUCACUCCAUUUUUGCACUCUUGUUUAAUAGCGUCAAAUUAAUAAUUCUUAAUUUUCCGAUAUUUUUAAUUUCCUCCAUAAACACCAAUACUAUGCAAGUGGGAGGCAGCGCAAUGCGGCUGUCGUGCUCCGAUGAUUUAUGGCCGAAUCUGCAGCGAGUAAAUAAUCUUUCUAUAGGUUGUUAAUCACAGAGUAGACUACGAUUUAUUCGGCAAAUCGAAAUAAUCUGCCGGCAGUCAACAGUCGACCCUGUGUAAACACGCCAUAAUAACUAUAUUGGUGACUUCGAUUAUUUAAGUAUAGUUUUUUUUCUUGCGUCUAUUCCAGUGUGUUCAAACUAACCAACCACAUCGAUAUACUAACCUAUAGAUUUCUACACUGGCAAUAAAACUUAAUGGCGACACUGGUUCUACUACUACUUUUUUUAAUCACUAAGGUCAUGAAAUAAAUUUAAAAAAUCCAAUUAACGAUGUGUCCCAGCAGAUAGAUUUUAUUCAGAAAUUUCGUUAAACCUAAGCAUCGAGUAUAAAUAUAGCUUGAAAUAAGAGACGAAAUAUCAUUUAAUUUGUUUGAAAACUAUUCUGCCAAAUCAUUACGGUGACAACUGCGCUCCGAUUGGCCAGCCCGAAUUCGAAACAAUUGACGGGUG
Messenger RNA from Hyposmocoma kahamanoa, 1895 nucleotides. Its product is annotated as calmodulin-like protein 4. The record is from RefSeq and is a predicted model, not a curated record. The coding region runs from base 40 to 489 and encodes 149 amino acids. Gene Ontology annotation, molecular function: myosin heavy chain binding; calcium ion binding. The transcript has 6 exons. NCBI's taxonomy places the organism in Eukaryota, Metazoa, Arthropoda, Insecta, Lepidoptera, Cosmopterigidae. Gene Ontology annotation, cellular component: cytoplasm; myosin II complex.